This is a messenger RNA of Humulus lupulus (European hop), 3046 nucleotides long. RefSeq names its product FBD-associated F-box protein At2g26860-like. The record is from RefSeq and is a predicted model, not a curated record. The coding region runs from base 202 to 1506 and encodes 434 amino acids. Gene Ontology annotation, molecular function: protein binding. NCBI's taxonomy places the organism in Eukaryota, Viridiplantae, Streptophyta, Magnoliopsida, Rosales, Cannabaceae. The transcript has 3 exons.
CCUCACUUCGUCGGCCUUUUCUUCUGUUACACUCUCAAAUCUCACUCAGUAGUAAUUCUCUCUCCGUUGUUCUAGUCCUCUCCUUCGUGACAAACCCUCUCCCGCUUAGCCAAGCCCUCAAUCCUUUGAUUCUGUACAGAGAAAACUUCUGCAGCUACAAUUAGUUACAGUCCACAAUCCACUUGGGGUUGUUUUUAACUUAUGGCUGAAAUGGGGAAAAAAAGAGUUAAAACGACUACAUCAAUGGCUGAUGAAGAUAGAAUUUCGAAACUACCUGAUACAGUAAUUGUACACAUUUUGUCGUUUCUACCUACUGUGGAUGUUGUUCGGACAUGUAUCCUUUCAAGGCGUUGGAAAUUCAUGUGGUUUUCAGUUCCCACUCUCUCUUUCUCUGAUGCUACUGCUGAUUUUCAAUGGCCAGGGGCCCUAGAAAAGUUCUACAAAUAUGUCGAUAAUUGUUUGGAAAACCGUAGGAGAAUUAUGUAUUAUAUCGUCGAUUCAGCAGUCAUAACUCGUUUUAAGCUUGAGAUGAGGUAUUUCUAUCAAACAAGCAGGUCUGUCCUCAUAGAUAAAUGGCUAGCUUUUGCAAUUAAGAAUAGAGUCAAGGAAUUAUAUCUUUCCUUGAAUUUUUCCUUCGAGGAUGAUGUUACUUACUACUACUGGUUACCUGAAACAGUAGUCAACUCAAGAUAUUUGACUACUUUGGAGUUGGAUGGGUUUGAUUUGGAUACUGCUUAUUCAAUUAGACUUCCAGCAUUGAAAACAUUGUCAUUGAAAGAUGUUGUCUUUGAAGAGAAUAAUGUGGUAGUGAAGUUUUUGUUGGGUUGCCCUUCCCUUGAAAAAUUGGUGUUAAGUUCAUCGUAUUAUAAUUUUGUUGGUCAUCCUCUCCGAUUACAAAGUUUGAGCCUCAAGUUCAUGAAAAUUAAAUACGAUGGACUUGAUGUAGUACCUCUUGAAGUUGAGGCCAUGAAGCUUGAGACUUUGGUAGUAAAGGGAUUGAUCUUUGAAAACACAAAACUUUUGGCUUGCACGGCAAUUAGAAAUCUGUCACUAUCUUUUGAUUGCACUAAUCAAGACACGUCAUUAUUAGAGUAUGUCAUUUCAAAGCUUCCUCUCCUUGAGAAUUUGACUUUGAAGAACUGCUAUUAUUUGAAGGUUGAACAUAUUAAAAUCUCGAAUCAACAGUUGAAAAUUUUGAAUUUGAAGAAUAAGUAUAGUUACGAAAAGGACUAUGGAAUGAACUUCAUAAUUGAAUCAGCUCCAAAAUUAGUAUCUGUUUGUUAUGAAGGCAAUACCAAUUUCAGUAUAACUAUGGAGCCAUCUAAUUUGUUGAAAGGAAAAUUUGUAAUUCUUAAACAGCAUGAGAAUUAUGACGCAAAUUGGUUUACCAAAAUGAUGAAUUUGUUUCUGAAUCUCAAUUGUUCUUGGAAUGUUGUAACUCUGCAUGUUCCUUCAGAUAAGCUGGACUCAUCUAAUUUGCUGAGUGGAAACUACAAAACUUCAUGAGCAAUCUAGAUCAGGCUGCAUAUUGCUGAGUUAAGGUAUGCCGAAUAAUUGUCUUUUUAAUUAUUUUUCACUUUUAUUUUAAUAUUUAUUAUACGGUGGGUUACUUCGGUUUAAUAUCUUAUAUACGAUAAUAGUUAUCUCACUUAUUGUUAUUUUAUGCAUUUUCUGGAUCUGUUGCUCUUCCCUGCUUAGUUUUAGGCAUCUCAAGUUUAUAACUUGAGUAAUGCCUUGUAUGUUAAUCAUAUCUAUGACAAAUUUAAUUUAAUUUAAAAUGUGUUAGUACACUACUUUUGGGGUUAAUGAAUCUGCUAGUUGCUACUGAUAUCUCUACAGAGAACGAUGCUGCUUGAUGACAUAAUUUAUUGAACUCGGUAUGUUAAAAUGUUUAAAUUUAAAGAUAAUCCCACAAAAUUGAUCAAAAUCAGCAAAAAUGAAUUUAACUCGCACAAAUUUAGAAAAUAAUGGACAAAAUCUCCAUGGAAAUAAAUUAUGUAAACAAGAUUUUUGCACAGUAAAAAGUUAUUCAAUAUAAAUAGGAGAAAAAGAAAAACUUGGAAAAUAAAUCUUAACAAGGAUGAAAAUCAAAAGAUAGAAUAGAAAAGAUGGUUGUGCUUGUAGCAUUUAAAUAUCACAGUAAACAUUUUGAUUUCAAUUAGGUUCUUGUCUUGUGUUACUUAUUGGCCCAAAUCAUUUUAAAAAUUAUUAAUAAAAGGAGUUUUUUUCAUUUUAAAAUUAUCAUGGGAGUUUUGACACAUUGUAGAUGCUUGAAGAAUCAAUAUUUCCUUGUCCACCUUGUGUAUCAUGCACUUUGGGGUUGUGAUUGACUAGCGUCGAUCAGGAAGUGUUUUCAAGAAUAAGUGGUAUCUUUCCCUUUCCCUGUACAUGUUGGUUUUUAAAUCUUUAUGGUGGACUUGGUUGAAUGUUUAACAAGAGAUCAGCUUGAGAAGUUUCUAAUUAUGCUUUGGAGAAUCUGAUUUAAAAGAAACAAGCAGGUUAAUGAAGGGAUGAUUCUCCUUGUUGAUAUGGUUGUUGAAUGGGCUUUCAACUACUUGGAGCAAUUUAGACAAGCUAAUGUUUCAAGGGACGUGGGAGCUAUUCAUGGAGCUUCGACUUCAGCUGAUGUGCGUCCCGGUUGGACUCUGCACCAACUCCAAAUGCUUUUAAGAUUAAUACAGAUGCAGCCUUCAAUGCCAGCACAGGGAAGGUGGGACUUGGUAUGGUUAUUAGAGAUUCUCAUAGCAAUGUUCAUGCCUCUUUGAUAUGGCCUCUUAACAGUACGUUUAGCCCUGUUGUUGCUGAAGCUUUUUGCAAUUCUUCAUAGCCUUAAGUUAUGAAGGAGCUUGGGCUAUAGAAGUACACUGUUAGAGUCUGAUUGUCUCAUGGUAAUUCAAACCAUUCAGAAUAAAACUUAAGCAUGUUCUUAUCUAGGCAAUUUAUUAGUGAUAUUAUUCUAAUUUGUAAUGAUUUUUUUUAGAUCUCUCUCCACGCAUUGGCAAAACUAGCAUUUUCGUCGGAAUAUAAAUAUAGUGGCCUGGCUACC